AUGCUAGCGCGCACAAAACCGCGCCCGGGGACCAAAGCACGCUCUGCAAGUUGCACUGGACGGGAUGAAAAUCACCACAGUGGCCAUAGGCGUCCAGCAAAGCAGCAUCUAAGUCGAUCAGCAUCGAGUGAUCGCGAGCCACGAAGAGUUAGAAAAUCCGGAACGCCCCGGUCUCUCCAUCCGUCUCCAGAACUUCUCACAUCGGAUAGUGCUAGCUACCAGGAGGUCAAUUUGACUAAACGCUCUAGGCCGGCUAGAUACAGCACCCCUCAGACGCUUAAAUUUACCACCGAUGCUACCUGGUCAACGCCAGUUGCUAGGCCUCAGCGACCAGUUCAUAUGUCAAAGAAUAGCACCAUGAGUUCCCUGAUUUCUAAUGCGAUCACCGUCGUCUCUUCUCGUCGCCAACCAAAAGAAGCAAGAGACAAAAACCUAGAUGAUCCUCCUCUUGUGCUUUCAGAGUUAAACAACACAGCGUCCAGCACCCUCUCAGCUGAGGCAACGCAGUUUAUCGUCGAUCAAUUAGUGAAGACAGAUGCGAGUAUCGCAGACCUCACCAGAAAGAUAGAUGGUUUGGCCCAGGCACAAGCUUACAAUGGCCCAGAUGUUUCGUCUUCCGAUCUACGAAGAGCUCUGUCGGACAAUGAUGCUCUACGUGCCCAGAUGAGCUCCAUGACACAAGCAUUUGUCCGCGAUACAGCAGAAACUAGAAGAAAGAUUGCCGCAACGUGCAGUCUUAGCUCCACACUGCGAUCAGCUCUAGAAAAAAGUGCCAUCCAUAGCAUGGAACUAGAGACCAAACUAGCUGCCAAAGAAACACAACUACAGAGGCUCCAAUGGAUCAACAAGAACCUGGCAGCUAAGCUUGCUGCUGCUAAUCCUCGUAUUGGCACCACAAGACCAAGUAGUGCAUAUUCCUCAAAGAAGUUGAAAAGCACGCCCACUUAUGAGACCCCCGAGAAGCGUAGACGUUGCUCGAGUGCACGACAAGAGUCGGGACGUGUGUAUCAAGCUGCAGCACCAGCCAUCGUAAUAUCACAGAGCCUACUGGAGUCACUGGAUGAUGCGCCAGAGCAGAAAAGUCACUUGUUGGAGCAUAGCGCGCAUAUGGAUAGAAGAUCUUCUGCGCACAAUUAUAAUAGACCUUUAACCAUCUCCUAUGGUCUUCCAGAAGUACUUAGUGUAGAGUCUGUCAGACAUUUCUCCCCACCCAGUACUCCUCAAUUACAUGCCAAGUCUCGGCCCAUGCCAGAACUCGAUGCCGUAGUAUCUCAUAAUAAGACAGCAUACACAGCAAGCUCUUUCCGGAAGUCCACGGCAGCAUCUUCUUCGUCUAAGAGGACCUCAGCCCACAAGCCAAGGUCUCCUCAAAGUGCAAGGCAGAGCGCCCUAGAAACAUAUGCUCAGACAGCAUUAGUUAACGAAGUAUCUCUAUGGAAGGAGCGAUGCACAGAAAAGGACUUGCUGGUCGAGUCCUUAGAACGCCAGACAAAUGAAUUAAAGGAGCGCUUGAAGGAGAAGGAGACUCAGUUGGUAUCAGUGCAGCAGCAAACCAUGAAUGUCUUGGCAGAAAAGAAGCUUUUAGUUGACGAGCUAAGCCGAGCAAAGACAGAAGCGGGCACCCGUGAGGCUGUAGCAGUCUCAGUCGAAGGAUUGCCCUCACGGCCACAGUACAGUGAGGAACGGCUAGAAGACAAAGUAGCAUCUCUUGAAGCAGAUCUCUCUUCAAAGGAUAUACUAAUUGCAGACCUAAUGGCUCAACUACAGAGCCUCAAGUCUAAUAAUGAGCAAGCGUCCUCCAGCGAGGCCAUUGUGAGUCCUAGCCACGUGAGCAUUCCCACUUCUAAUGCUGAGAUUCGGACUGGCAAAUCCUCUCCUUCUCCACUAACCUCAACCAGCGUGAUGCAAUCUAUCGAUAACCAUUCUCCUGCAGACAGUGCUGCUGAGCUAGAGACGCAGCUGUAUAAGGUUUGCGCAAAUUCACCUGUGAUCACCCCCUCCCAGCCAUCGAAGGCUCCCCAAACAAAGGCAGACAAAAAGGAGAUCAAGCGCCUCUUGAAGCAGGAAAAGAAGCAGGAGAAGCUUAUGAGGCGCGCUGCAAGUAACUCUAGCACCAGUGCUGGGUCUAAGAAAGGAUCCCGCGCCAGCUCGCGCAGUAGAAGUGCAUUUUCGCACUGUGGAGGCGGGAGUACCCUAAAGACCGAAAUUCAAGAAGAGGUAGAUUACAUUACUGAUUCCUCUAGGAACGCAGGCAUCAUCGCAACUGCAGUGAGCUCGACGUCUGCUCCCAUCAACGAGAUUACAGAAGGAACAUAUACGAAGGUAUCACUUUUUGAUGAAUAA
Molecule: messenger RNA, 2343 nt
Organism: Giardia duodenalis
Lineage: Eukaryota; Fornicata; Diplomonadida; Hexamitidae
Product: putative Spindle pole protein
Exons: 1
Coding region: 1-2343 (780 amino acids)
Source: RefSeq, a predicted model, not a curated record